GGAGAUUACGUUAGCGCGCGAAAACGACCGUUGGCAACUUCGUUCUGUGGAGUUCUCUGGAAAACUGCCGUGUUAUUAAAAAUAAUAAUUUCCAACAUGUCUUCCACUCAGUCGAUCAUUCGGAAUUUCGAUGACCUUGUAAGAUGCUCAAGUGUCCUAACUGAAGGGAUCGAAGGAGAAUUUCUUAAGUUUGUUAAACACCAAGAAGAAUGCAGACAGAAAUGGAUCCGUGCAGAGCAAGAAAAUGUCUCCAUGAAGCAGAGCAUGGCCAAACUAAGAGCAGAAAAAGAUACUCUUAAUGUGCAUCUAAAGCAUGCCAGAAAUCAGUUAGAAAAUGAAAUGCAAAAGAGGACAAGAAUAGAGCAGGAAAAAGACCACUUGGCAAGACAGUUGUCGUUGAUAAAAGAUCUGCUAUGUGAAAGAGAUAGUGGAAGUUUAACAUCAAAAGAAAGGGACACUAUUGCCCUUCUUGGAAAUGUCCCACCCCCACCUGUCAACAGAGGUAGCUAUGGAUUGAGUGAAAGUUUCACAACUACCAGAGAUUCAAUUGGCUCUAUGCUGUCAGAAUCGGAAUAUGAUAAAUCUGGUGAUGAUAUCUUGAUGGACGACCGAUAUUCAACUGAUGGUUCCUUGAAAACCGGAUCGAAAAGGGGGAAGCCCUCUGCUCCACCCGUUAGCGAUGGAACUGAAACAGAUGACCUGGAUGUGAAUAUAAAGAAGACCAGGGUAACUGAAGAGGUUGUAGAAACAGUCAGCUCAAACAUGAGACUAACCAUCAGCCCUGGGGUGCGAACUGAGAGGCUAGACAGGGACUUCAAUCGCCCACCACCCCAAAAGAACAGAAGGUUGCCAACGAAAGGGCAUUUACGAAGACAUGCCAGUGACAGUGACUUGAGCACAGUGACUGAGUCAGACAAGGAAAACAACACUAUGCUGUUGGAUGACCAGCAGAUUCCCACCAAGACCACUAGACAAAUUACGAAGCAGGUCACCGAUUCCAAACUGUACCCAAAAAUAAGUGACAGCUCUCCUAUGCCGCAGAAGGUUAAAUAUGCGACCUUGAACACUCCAAGAUCGCGACGGGAAAAGUUUCAUUCGUUCGUCUCAAAGACAGUUGUCAAGCCAGAAACAUGCUUUCCAUGUGGCAAGAAAAUCAGCUUUACCAAGACAGUUCUCAAAUGCAAAGACUGCAAAGUGGCCUGUCAUCCGGAUUGCAAGGCAAAGGUGCCACUGCCUUGUAUCCCUACAAAGGAGACUCCAAUGAAGAAAAAGGAAGGGACAAUAGAGUCUUAUGUUCCGAGAACAGAGCCAAAAAUUCCUUUUCUUGUGGUCAGGUGCAUACAGAACAUAGAGAGUCGUGGCUUGGAUGAAUGUGGCAUUUAUCGGGUCUCUGGUGCCGAAAAAGAGGUUAAGGAGCUGCGAGAUAAAUUUAUAAGAGGCAAGAGCCCUGAUCUGAGCAAAUACAGAGACAUCCACGUUAUUUGCGGCACCCUGAAGGACUUUCUUCGAAGUUUGACCGAACCCCUUGUUACCUUCGCUUUGCACGAGGCCUUCAGUGAUGCUGCCACCUCGUCUGACGUCAGCGACAGUGCAAUGUUCCAGUGUGUAAGUGAGCUCCCUCCUGCAAACAGGGAUACAUUGGCCUAUCUUAUGGUUCACCUCCAGAAAGUUGCCCAAUCACCAGCCUGCCAGAUGCCGAUAACAAAUUUGGCUAAAGUGCUUGGACCGACCAUCGUUGGUCAUCGCUCAUGUAAUCCGACCCAUCUUGAGAUGUUUGAAGACCUUAAAGUACAGCCAAAAGUUGUCGAGCGCCUGAUUUCAUUGCCCACGGAUUACUGGAACCAGUUUCUGUUGCCAAAGGGUAGCAGACAGAUACCCUACAAUCCAGGAACUCAUCACCCUGAUGGGACACCACUUACCCCAGACAUUAUGCCAGCUCCCGAAAGCAUGCUUGGUCCAGUCGAAAGUGGGUUAGCUAGUGUGAAAAGAAAGGGUGGAAGGACUCCAUACACGCCAAAGUACGCCCCUAAGGGGAAAGAGCCUUCCAAAAGACCAAAAUUGUUUGAGUCGCCACAUGCAUGAGAUUUCGUACUAGAUGCAACUGGAUGAAAUUUCUUCGUUUACGUCACUAUCGAAAUUUUUGUAGUAGCAUAGGGCAAAAAACCUGCGUUAUGCAAUACAGCCGUAGUCUACAAUCAAAUCUAACAUUUCAAAAGAAACUCUGGUAUAUUUAUAAUUUGACUAAGAAGAGUUUAUAAUGAGCAAUUGAUAGGCAUUUGUACUGCCAUAGAGAUGCAGUACCUGUAGCCCUCUAGAGCACAAGGCUAGAUCAUUCUCAUGGUGUUAAUGACCUUGCUCCUUUUGGUAAAAAAAUUACAAGAGGAAUCUUACAGCUGUCCAACCAUGUGAUAAAAGAGUCCUAUAAUGCAAUUCGGCAACCAAUUGACAAAUCUAUGUUAUUUGCAGUUUUAGUUAAAAACAGGUUGAGAACCUUGAAGAUUAGAGAGAGUGUGCAUAAUUCCAAUAUUCGCUGAUUUCACACUGAAAGUCGUUAAUUAAUCGAAUAACGCAAGCACAUUGGAGGAUUUUCAGAUGUUUUAUUAGAACUUUUCCCUUGGAUAUCUGGUGUUUUCUUAAUGUCAUUUCCCACACGUAAAUUCAUAAGCAACUGAUUUCAGCCCACAGGUCUUUUCAAUUUAAACAACUCGAGUAUUUUUCGUCAAUAGAGCUUUUUUACAUGAUUAAUCGUCUCGCUUUUUUCUUCCGUUCUCGUGCCCAUUUUUCUUGACAUCACUUUGUUGUACAUUUUAAUCGAAAAAAAUGCAAACUGUUCUUUAAAGCAUUAUUUUGUAGUAUGAAUUUUCGUAUCACUUUGUUUGCAAACUUUUAGUUUGUGGUCUGCAUUUUGUAAUCAUAAUUUAAGUUCUCAUAAUCCACCAAAUUUUGUUUAUCUCGAUCUUUUUCCUUCAAUGACAUCAGAAUGCUACUUUUGGCCAUAAUAUGAAUAAGAAAAUACUCCCCUCCUUUGUUUCAUAUACAUGUGAAACGAUUAACAUCAGUCUUUGAAAUUUUGACCGAAGAGGAGAAUGAAAAAAAGCUAAUGUCAAAGAUGAAAAAGAAAAUGUUACUCAAACACCCUUUUUCGACCCCAAAUGUAACUGUGAAUUCAGAUUACUCUAAAUCAUGAUAUCAUAAUGUCGAAACACUAUUGGCAUCGGUCGUAUUUUGACAGAUACCAGAAUCCAAAUUUUUUCUUUAUCAUCGAAUACUACAUUAUUCUAUUCCCUUUUCACUAGAGUCUAUUUUCAUAAAAACGUGGCUUUCAAGUCUUGUCUCGAGAGCAUUUAUUUAUUACCACCAUUGUUAGAUCCGGUGCUAAUUACUCAUUAACUCGUAUUUCAACAAGGAAAAUCUAACAGGUAUUUUCUAUUUAACAUUUGAAGACGAAAGGGGAAAAUGGUAAUCGCUAGAUAAAUAUCAAAACACAAAGUAAAUGCUCAAGCAUAUUUAUUUGCUGUGCUUCGGGAAGGGUGCUAAUUUUUCUAUGUUCCAUCUGAACAUGUUAAUAAUGUCUUGUUUGUAAUGGGAUAUAAAAACGUCUUAACACCAAGAAAGAAAAAUUUAUUUUGAAGAAUUCAAGAAUAAACAUGUUUUGGCUGAAAACUAAUGAAUGUGCCUAUCUCUUGGCAGUGGUGCAGAACUAAGGUGAGCCACUCGUGUCUAACCUGAAACAUCCGUUUUUAUAAGAUAAAUUUUAUAGAAACAGGAGCCUCAAAAUCGUCUAAAGUUGAGAACAAGCCGAGGCUCAAGUAAUGUUAAAGUAAUUUUGAACAACUUUUUGUUACCCCUUAAAAAAUCCCAUCUCAAAAACAAAGAGUUUUUUGCCAACUUUGGGUACUUUGUCGUCAUGGUGGAUGCUGCUGGCAUUCAUCAUAAUGACCUUUGCAUAGAUUGAACAAGCUUUCAACUGAUGAAGCCACAGCAGUAUGACGUCAAUACUGAAGAUGGAGAUCUCCCUAUUUCUAAACACAGUUGGCCGCAUGCAGGCUUCUCUUUUUAGUUAAGGAAAGCUUUCAUACUUGAGAGCUUUCUUCUUAAUACAGAAACCGUAUAAUAUUUUCAUAGACUCAGCAUGCUUUUAAUGUUAUAGCUACCUAUUUUGUUUUUCAUUUCCAGUAACUCGCGUGGUCGUUUUGUGUCCCAUUACGUCAACGAUUUUUAUUUUAAAUGCAAAUCCAGAGCCGUACAUCUGUCAUGUCAAUUGAGGGGGGGGGGAGGGUCAGCAGAGCAAAAGAAUAUAAAGUGUGCAGUGGGUCAUGGCACCACAAAGCAAUUUAUGAUAGGUGUUAUGGACAGAGUUGAGGGGCAAACGCCUUAGAAACCAAUGAUCGAUAUCUUUUAUUUUCUAGGACUUUUUCACUUCCAUAGAAGUCAUUUACAGCUAAUCAUCAGCGUUUCUUAAUUAGUAAAGAAGCGACUUUAUCAGGGAACCACAUGAAUAUUUUUGUAACUGCAAAUAAUAGAAAUAUUUAAUUGUGCAGUCAAAAUUCGCAUAAAGUUUGCUAUGCAUUCAUCAGGUGUUUCUUGAGUAGUUUCCGGCUUACCUGUCACAAUACAUUUUAUAUUAAAAUAUUGCUUAUAAGAAACGUCAGGCCCAGGAUCAUCCACUUUUUAAAAUUCGCAUAUUUACAUCAUAUUUUUACUUGUUUCGCAAUUUUCACAACAGAGAAUCGCAAUUCUGAAAUUUCUUUUCAAAAUUCAUGUUGUCUAUUCGAGAGCGAGCGAUUUUCUCCUGAAACUAUACCAGAUUUAAAAAUAUAUGAAUGGUGCAAGAAUAUGUUCAGGUUCAAAAAGAAAUUUCGUAAAAUAAUGGAGGCUGGACAAAAUUUAUAGUGUUCUAAUAAAAAAGAGUAUAGUCGUUGCCUCUCUAUGCAAAAGUACUUCUUGAUUGACAUUGUACUUUUACGCAAAUCAAUUUUCUUUCAUGCUCUUUUUGUCUUUUGGCCACUGGCGGUUUUAGGGAUUGCGGGGCCCAGGGCCAAAAACAUCUACGGGGCCCUUGUUCUUUACAAUUUCCAUCUUUUUUCGUAGGUGUGGUGCCCCUUUUGGCUAUCAUAAGCGCAGGGCCUAUCAUAAGCCACGGCCCCCCUGGACCCCCCUUAAAACCGCCACUGUCAUCGUGGUGACUGAAAUGACAUGCAAAAUCUAGAAAAUGUUUACUUUGAAGCCCAAACCUAUGGCAGCAAAAGAUGGCCUCGGUGACUGCAAUUUUACUGUAAAAUGUGUACUUUCAAUACAACCCGUACAAAACCAUAGCCAAUGUUUUAGUCGGGCACUGAAAAGGUGGGCGGGCCACAGGGGCGAAGCCGAAAAAUUCUUAACUACAGCAUAAUAUAAUACAAUAUGCAUAACUCUUCAAGAUACUAUUUAAGUAUUUCUAAGUUUUAAGUAUUUUUAUUCCUUCACCAAGAAAGGCUAGUCUUCCUUCAAUACUAAUACAAACAAAUAUCAAUAACUAUAAGAAACAACGUAUUUCAAAGUUUUAAUUCAUUGACAUAUUUGGUCAAGGAUGAAAUACCACCGAUCCUCGAAUUUGCCCCCUGGGGCUUAUUUUUUGUAUUGGUAGUUGGGGGUUGUUCGAGGGGGCCUAUACAAGGGGAGCUUAUAAAAUUAUAGUAGACAUUUAAUUAAUCAUCACCAAAAGUAUGAAUUUUUGUGGUAAUUCAAUAAAACGCCAAAGGCAACAUCAGAUGGCAAAAAUCAACAAAUCGAGGGGGGCCAAUUCAA
Messenger RNA from Rhopilema esculentum, 5787 nucleotides. RefSeq names its product rac GTPase-activating protein 1. The record is from RefSeq and is a predicted model, not a curated record. Lineage: Eukaryota; Metazoa; Cnidaria; Scyphozoa; Rhizostomeae; Rhizostomatidae. Gene Ontology annotation, cellular component: cleavage furrow; spindle midzone; centralspindlin complex. Gene Ontology annotation, molecular function: GTPase activator activity. Gene Ontology annotation, biological process: Rho protein signal transduction; mitotic cytokinesis; mitotic spindle midzone assembly.